Messenger RNA from Daphnia pulicaria, 4029 nucleotides. It is a transcript of the gene Elp1, whose product is annotated as elongator complex protein 1-like. Gene Ontology annotation, molecular function: protein binding; tRNA binding. Gene Ontology annotation, cellular component: elongator holoenzyme complex; cytosol. Bases 125 to 3925 code for a protein of 1266 amino acids. Gene Ontology annotation, biological process: tRNA wobble base 5-methoxycarbonylmethyl-2-thiouridinylation. The record is from RefSeq and is a predicted model, not a curated record. The transcript is spliced from 19 exons. NCBI's taxonomy places the organism in Eukaryota, Metazoa, Arthropoda, Branchiopoda, Diplostraca, Daphniidae.
AUUUCCACCGUUUAGGAAAAACUGCUCCGACUAGACAUUUAAAUUUCUGUCUGCUGUGUUACACGUGAAACAAGAGAAUAGACAACACAAUUUAUUUUAGGCUGUUUAAAUUAUUCGUCUAAAGAUGCGAAAUUUAGCGUUGAUAGAUAAGAAAUCAGCGUCAUGCUCUUUCUUAAAGGGUUGUUGUGCAGCGACCGUGGAAAGAAAUUGUAUGUAUUUUGCCAAUCAAAAUGAGCUUUGCAAACUUGAUGUCGAUCAGAAAAAUGCAGAAGAUAAUGUGGAAAUAUUAGGGCCUUUAGAUGUUGGAACUGUUCUGGAUUUGAAGUACUUACCAGAAGAGGAUGUGCUUGCGAUAGUGGCUAAAAUAGGAAGUGUCUCUGUUUACAGCCUAAACUCAUCAGAGUUUGAUGUUGUUGGAGAUGUUUCAGGUGGAAUUUCAGCUUGUUGCUGGAGCCCUGAUAUGGAAACUUUGGUUAUUAUUUCUGAAACGGGAAAUGUACUUAUGAUGAGCCGAACCUGGGAUGUCCUUCAGGAAGUACCUCUUUUUCAGCAGGAUUUUGGUGAAGCUAAAUUUGUGUCGGUCGGAUGGGGUUCUAAAGAAACCCAGUUUCACGGAUCGGAAGGCAAAGAUGCACGAAGUAAAAAGAAAAUUGAGUGCACAUUAGCAGAUUGGGAUGAUAAACAAACUCGUAUUGUUUGGCGAGCUGACGGACUUUUCUUCGCUAUUAAUGCUGUUGAGCCAAGCAUGGGUCACCGAUUGAUAAGAGUCUUCAACAGAGAAGGGUUUUUACAGUCAACGAGCGAACCUGUGAACCAGUUAGAGCAAAGCCUCUCUUGGCGAUCAUCGGGAGCCAGCGGUCUCAUUACGAGCAGCGUUUCCCUUGUUCAACAAGGAAAACAACAAAUGGCAUUCUUUGAAAAGAAUGGGUUACGUCACGGGGAAUUCGACAUCUCCGUUGGGCACCAGGUUUUAGAAUCUUACUGGAACGGUGACUCCACGAUCCUAGCUGUGCUAAUUCGUCUCGACCAAGAAAAUUACGGUCUCCAACUUUGGACAAUGGCUAAUUAUCAUUGGUACAUGAAGAAUUUUUCCCCUUUCGAAAAAGGUAUUAGGCCGCUUUGGAUCACGUGGGAUGUCAUCGAAACCAAUAGGCUACAUGUGAUUACCUCCAAUGGCACUUACCUUAUGAUGGAUUAUCAAUCCGUCGUGACGUCCAGCAAAGGAUUGACGUCUAGUGAUCCAGCGUGUAUUGCAGUCGUCGACAAUUGCAAAUUGAAGAUUACAUUCCUGCGAGAAGCUAUCGUCCCGCCACCCAUGUGCGGCUGGGAAAUCGAAUUUUCUACAUCGAUUCAUUCACUUGAUUUGAUGUCAAGCGAUUCUACUCGACUAUGCGUUUUGACUCAAAAUGGUCAACUGCACUUUUUCCAACUUACUAAUUGUGACGAAGGAGAAAAAUCAUGUCGCCCGGACAUUAAAAUCAUCUGCAAAGAAGGAGGACGUUUCCAGCCUAUCUGGGAUUAUACUGCGUCACUGGAUUUACCCGACUAUGUUGAGCUGUACCACUUUCGGCUAUUGAAUGCCUCCACAAUAGCUGCUUCUUCAAUGAAUAAGUUGGUUGUAUUGAACAUCAGCGAUUCUAUCAUCACUAUCAAAGAUUCGAUAACGGUAGACUCUAGAAUCGGCGGUCUAGAAUCUUUACGUGAAAAGGGAGACACCGUAUUGAUUCAUUUAAUAGAUGGCAAAAUUUUAGAACUGCACACUAAUGACAUGAUACUUUCCGAUUCAAUCGUAUUCCCCGAAUUUUGUUAUCGUUUGGAAUCGAUUAAUGGGCAUGUAAUUGGUCUGGCGGCCAGCGGGCGACUUUACGUCGACGGAAAGGAAAUUUUGUCAGCCAUCAGCUCCUUCGUCAUUCAUUCAGAUUUCUUGGUAGUCACUUCCCUCCAGAAACAUAGGUUGCUUUGCCUUCCUCUUGCCCACAUUUCCAAUUCUAACCUUGCGAUCACGGAGAGAGCCAUAGAAAGGGGAGCUAAAUUGGUUCAUGCAGUCGCAAGUGAAACUGCUGUUGUAUUGCAAAUGCCACGAGGCAAUUUGGAAGCCAUUCACCCUCGAGCUUUGUCUUUGAACAUUAUGAAAUCCCUAAUUGAUGGGAAAUCGUUUGCUGCUGCGUUUGACUUGAUGAAGAAGCAACGAAUAAAUUUGAAUCUUUUAUACGAUCAUAAUCCCAGCGCUUUUCUGGAACAUUGCUCACAGUUUGUCGAGCAAAUUAGCUGCGUCGAUGUUGCAAAUCUCAACCUCUUUCUAGGAGAACUACAGAACGAAGAUUUUACUACGACAAUGUACCAAAAUCAUUAUGAAGAGAAAUCUGUGCCGAAGGAUGAAGAAAAAGUCGACAGAAUUUGUAAUAAACUUAGAGAAGUUAUGUUUGAAUCAGACAGCCAAAAAUACCUUCUUCCAGUAGUAACUUCAUAUAUCAAACAAGGAAUGGUUGACGCAGCCUUAAAGAGGGUUCAAGUCCUUGCGGAGGAAUCAUUGAAAGAUCAGGCACUGAAAUACAUGGCCGUUUUGGUUGACGGAGACCAACUUUACAAAGAAGCAUUGGCUACUUACGAUUUACAGUUAACUUUGAUGGUAGCACAUCGGAGCCAAAAGGAUCCCAAGGAGUAUCUGGCAUUUUUGAAUGAACUAAAAGCCAUGGCCGAUGAAAACGAACGUCGUUUUACUAUCGACAACUCUUUGAAGCGCUACGAUUUAGCCGUCCGUCACUUGUGCCGUUGCCGGCCUAUUAAAACAGAACAGAUCAACAGUUACAUGAAACUGCAUAGAGUUUACGUUUCGGUCAUCGACGAAUUGUGCAAUGUUUUACCUAUGAGCGAAGUCAAAGAAGCUUUACAAGCGGCUACGUGCCUUCAAGCUGAAAUCUUGGUUUCCAGGGAAAAUCACGAAGAGGCCGGUUAUCUUUACCAGCGGGUGGGGCUCUACAAUCUGGCGGUGGAUUCAUUUAAGCAAUGUGGUCUGUGGGAAAACUGCCUAUCCAUUGCUUCCUUUGUUGAAAUGAGCGAUGUAGAUACGAAGAAUUUGGUGACCAUAUUGGUGACUCGCCUACGCUCUUUAAAGAAGCACAAGGACGCCGCUCAUCUAGCUGAAUACAACCUGAAAGACUAUCAGUUAACUGGACAAUGUUUAAUUGAUGGCCUCUUCUUCAGUGAAGCUUGGGCUCUAGCAUAUAGACACAGUAUGGAUAACUGGGCAGAGACAACGCUAAAAACUGAGUUAGAAGGAGCCUUCCAGAUGAUGGAAGGUAAACUGGAACAAAUGGGAAACGAAUACAGCAAGUACACUCAACGCUUAUCUGUCGUCCGGCAAGAUUUGCUUUACAAACGUGAUCAUCCUCCUGCCGAAACGGACCAUGGAGAUCUUUAUUCAGAAACGGGUAGUAGCAUUUUUACUCAUACUACCGGUACAUCAGGAAAGACAUUUCGGUCGUCCAAGAAUCGCCGUAAACAGGAAAGGAAGAAGUUACGACUUAAAGAAGGUAGCCCAUUUGAAGAUAUGGCCAUCAUCAACGAGCUGCACGUUCUCUACUCAUCAAUGUCUUCUGUUCUUCAGGACGUCGGCCGACUUCUUAGAGGAGACUUGCUCAUUUCAAAAGACUGGAGCCGAGCAAAAUGCUUUCAGAGUAAAGCUGAGUUACUUGUAAAGAAAAUGGAAGACAAAAAGAAAGAUAUUUGGAACUUCUCUUUGAUCCAGAAAAAUCAAGAAAACGACAAGAACUUUGGUCCGUUAGCUACUACUGAGAUGAUAAUUUCACAAGUCAACCAAGAGAAAGAAGAGUUCUUCUCUACGCGUUACUUGGAGCUUGACCCCAAAUUACGCAGCCCACCUGACUCACCAGAUGCGUCUUGGAAACUCGACAGCCUUAAAUAACUAUAAUUUUUUAAUUGUAUUGCUUGAUCAUAGAAUGAAAUGGAAUUCUAUUCUUUUGUUCGAGCUCAUCGUUUCUCUAUUUGAAUAGAGAUAUCUACUGUUGA